This is a messenger RNA of Drosophila novamexicana, 3390 nucleotides long. RefSeq names its product DNA polymerase delta catalytic subunit (gene PolD1). NCBI's taxonomy places the organism in Eukaryota, Metazoa, Arthropoda, Insecta, Diptera, Drosophilidae. Gene Ontology annotation, cellular component: delta DNA polymerase complex. Gene Ontology annotation, biological process: DNA replication proofreading; base-excision repair, gap-filling; nucleotide-excision repair, DNA gap filling. Bases 80 to 3358 code for a protein of 1092 amino acids. The transcript has 2 exons. The record is from RefSeq and is a predicted model, not a curated record. Gene Ontology annotation, molecular function: 3'-5'-DNA exonuclease activity; DNA-directed DNA polymerase activity; DNA binding.
GUUGUUUUUGCGGCAAAUAAUUUGCGAAUUGUUUGUAUUUUAGUUGUUAUAUUUGUUUAUAUUAUACAAGAAGGCCAGCAUGGAUGCCAAACGGAAGUUUAAUGGCAAUGGCCCAGCAAAUGGCCAUUCUAAAAAGCCCAGAAAAUACGACGAGGACGACGAAAUGGGCGGUGGAUUUGAAGCGGAACUGGCUACUUUUGAGGCAAUUGAUGAGCUUGACCAAUCACAGCUGCUUGGUGAGGGGCCUGAGAAUCAACAAACCAGCGAACGCUGGUCACGCGCGCCGCCUCCCCAGCUAGACCCCGCCACAGACUGUUUAAUCUUUCAGCAACUGGAUGUGGAGAACUAUGUGGGGCAAGCUCAACCGGGCAUGCCUGGCGCACAACUGGGUCCUGUGCCCGUGGUCCGCAUGUUUGGUGUCACAAUGGAGGGCAACUCCGUAUGCUGUCAUGUGCACGGUUACUGUCCGUAUUUCUAUAUAACUGCACCACGCGACUUUGAGCAGCGCCACUGCUCGGAUCUGCAUGAGGCGCUGGACAAGAAGGUUAUCGCCGACAUGCGUGGCAACAAAGAUAAUGUACAAGAGGCAGUGCUAGCCGUGGAGCUGGUGCAGCGACUCAAUAUACACGGCUACCAGGGUGAUGAUAAGCAGACGUAUAUUAAGAUUACGGUUACUAUGCCACGUUUUGUGGCCGCCGCUUCGAGGCUGCUCAAGAAGGAGGUCAUAAUGAGCAACUUUGACUUCCAGGACUGUCGGGCCUUUGAGAAUAACAUCGACUUUGAUAUCCGCUUCAUGGUGGAUACGCAUGUGGUCGGCUGCAAUUGGAUUGAAUUGCCGCCGGGUGUUUGGCGUCUACGUGGACGCAACUCCAAGCUGGCGACCGAAUCGCGUUGUCAAAUAGAAGUAGAUGUCGCCUAUGACCAAUUUAUAUCGCAUGAGCCUGAAGGCGAAUGGUCCAAAGUGGCGCCCUUGCGUAUACUUAGCUUUGACAUUGAGUGCGCCGGACGUAAAGGCAUCUUUCCGGAAGCCAAAAUGGAUCCGGUUAUACAAAUUGCCAAUAUGGUCAUAAGACAGGGCGAAUCGGAACCUUUCAUUCGGAAUGUUUUCACUUUAAAACAAUGUGCGCCCAUCAUAGGCAGCCAGGUGCUGAGCUAUGACCAGGAGACGCAGCUCCUGGACAAGUGGUCGGCCUUUGUGCGCGAAGUGGAUCCCGACAUACUAACUGGUUACAACAUUAACAAUUUCGACAUACCCUACCUACUAAAUCGUGCUGCCCAUUUGAAGGUGAAAAACUUUGAAUACUUGGGACGCAUUAAGAAUAUACGUUCGGUUAUCAAGGAGCAGAUGCUGCAGUCCAAACAAAUGGGCAGACGCGAGAAUCAAUAUGUUAACUUCGAGGGACGUGUGCCGUUUGAUUUGUUUCUCGUGCUGCUGCGUGAUUACAAAUUGCGCUCGUACACACUCAACGCUGUGAGCUAUCAUUUCUUGCAGGAGCAGAAAGAGGAUGUGCAUCAUAGCAUCAUUACGGAUCUACAAAAUGGAGAUGAACAGACCCGACGUCGUCUGGCCAUGUACUGUUUAAAGGAUGCGUAUUUGCCGCUACGUUUGCUCGGCAAGCUGAUGGCCAUUGUUAAUUACAUGGAAAUGGCGCGUGUGACGGGUGUGCCGCUUGAAUCGCUGCUCACAAGGGGCCAGCAAAUCAAAGUGCUGAGUCAACUGCUGCGGAAGGCCAAGACAAAGGGUUUUAUAAUGCCAUCCUACACCUCGAGUGGCUCCGAUGAACAGUACGAGGGUGCCACGGUCAUAGAGCCGAAAAGGGGAUACUAUGCGGAUCCCAUAAGCACACUCGAUUUUGCCUCGCUAUAUCCGAGCAUAAUGAUGGCGCACAAUCUGUGUUACACCACAUUGCUGCUGCCUGGCACUAAGGAUAAGAUGGGUCUGACCGAUGACCAAGUGGAGCGCACGCCUGCCAAUAAUGUCUUUGUGAAGGCGGAAUUGCGUCGCGGCCUAUUGCCCGAAAUUCUCGAGUCACUCUUGGCGGCACGAAAGCGUGCCAAAAAUGAUCUAAAAGUGGAAACAGAUCCCUUUAAGCGUCAGGUACUGGAUGGCCGGCAGCUGGCAUUGAAAAUCUCGGCAAAUUCUGUGUAUGGCUUCACAGGUGCCCAGGUGGGCAAAUUGCCAUGCUUGGAAAUCUCGGGCAGCGUCACCGCCUAUGGACGCACCAUGAUUGAAUUGACCAAAAACGAGGUUGAAUCACACUAUACACGCGCCAAUGGCUAUGAGAAUGAUGCAGUUGUUAUUUAUGGCGAUACAGAUUCGGUUAUGGUUAACUUUGGCGUGAAGACACUGGAGCGCAGCAUGGAGCUGGGCAGAGAGGCGGCCGACUUGGUUAGCUCCAAAUUUGUGCGACCCAUCAAGUUGGAAUUCGAAAAGGUCUACUAUCCAUACCUGCUGAUUAACAAGAAGCGCUAUGCGGGCUUGUACUUUACCAAGCCCGACAAGUAUGAUAAAAUGGAUUGCAAGGGCAUUGAGACAGUGCGUCGCGAUAAUUCGCCACUGGUGGCCAAUCUAAUGAAUGCGUGCCUGCAAAAGCUGCUGAUCGAACGCGAUCCGGAUGGCGCUGUUGAUUAUGCUAAACAAGUAAUCGCUGAUCUGUUAUGCAAUCGCAUAGACAUAUCCCAGCUGGUUAUUACCAAAGAGCUGGCCAAAACAGAUUAUGCCGCCAAGCAGGCGCAUGUGGAGCUGGCGGCCAAGAUGAAGAAGCGCGAUGCUGGCACAGCUCCCAAACUGGGCGAUCGUGUGCCCUAUGUCAUUUGUGCAGCAGCCAAGAAUACACCGGCUUAUCAAAAGGCAGAGGAUCCGCUGUAUGUGCUGGAGAACAGUGUGCCCAUCGAUGCUAAUUAUUAUUUGGAGCAGCAGCUGUCCAAGCCACUGCUGCGCAUCUUCGAGCCCAUACUGGGCGAUAAAGCGGAAUCAGUGCUGCUUAAGGGCGAGCAUACGCGUACGCGUACCGUGGUCACAUCCAAGGUGGGCGGGCUGGCGGGCUUUAUGACCAAAAAGACUUCCUGUCUCGGCUGCAAAUCGCUUAUGCCCAAAGGCUAUGAGCAGGCCUCGCUAUGCCCACACUGUGAGCCAAAGAUGAGCGAGCUUUAUCAAAAGGAGCUGGCUUCCAAGCGGGGCUUGGAGGAAACCUUUGCGCGCCUAUGGACAGAAUGCCAGCGUUGUCAGGGCUCGCUGCAUGAGGAGGUAAUCUGCUGUAAUCGUGAUUGUCCCAUUUUCUAUAUGCGACAAAAGGUGCGCCUAGAACUGGACACACAGCAAAAGCGUGUGCUACGCUUUGGACUGCCUGAAUGGUAGCUGUUCCAUAUACACAUAUUUGCAUACAUUAU